Messenger RNA from Prosopis cineraria, 1863 nucleotides. RefSeq names its product serine carboxypeptidase-like 20. The coding region runs from base 193 to 1692 and encodes 499 amino acids. The record is from RefSeq and is a predicted model, not a curated record. Gene Ontology annotation, biological process: proteolysis; secondary metabolic process. The transcript is spliced from 15 exons. Gene Ontology annotation, molecular function: serine-type carboxypeptidase activity; acyltransferase activity, transferring groups other than amino-acyl groups. NCBI's taxonomy places the organism in Eukaryota, Viridiplantae, Streptophyta, Magnoliopsida, Fabales, Fabaceae.
AUUGUUUUUAAGCUCUCUGCCAAACCAACCAGUCCCUAAGAUUCUCUCGUGACAGGGCUUCCUGCAUUCAGUAGCAAUAAGCCUUCCAAUCACCCAUGGACUUCUUUGUCUUUACUCUAUCCAUUUUCGUCUUUUGCUCCUCUUCUGCUUCGUUUACGUCCAUAGAAGCUUCAGCUCAUUUUAUCAAACAGUAUGGCGAUGAGAAACAGUGUGGUCUGCUUCUUUUUUUUCGUCUUACUUCACAUUUUCUUGAGCGCCCUGCCAACCCAAUCAGCCCCUGAAACUGCUCUCGUGACAGAGCUUCCUGGAUUCAAUGGCACUAUACCUUCCAAGCACUACGCCGGCUACGUGACGGUGGAUGAAAGUCAAGGGAGGAACCUGUAUUACUAUUUUGCUGAAUCAGAAGGCAAUCCAUCUGAGGAUCCAGUGGUUUUAUGGCUCAACGGUGGACCAGGGUGCUCUAGCUUCGAUGGGUUCGUGUAUGAACAUGGUCCUUUCAAUUUUGAAAAGGCCAAAACCCGAGGAUCCAUGCCCACAUUGCACCUCAAUCCUUACAGCUGGUCCAAGGUUUCCAACAUCAUAUAUUUGGAUUCUCCAACUGGUGUGGGGUUUUCUUACUCUAAAAAUUCAUUUGAUUAUCCAACUGGAGACCUAAGGACUGCUUCAGAGUCACACACCUUUCUCCUUAAGUGGUUUGAACUCUAUCCUGAGUUCCUUUCUAAUCCAUUCUUCAUCGCUGGGGAGUCAUAUGCCGGAAUAUAUGUACCUACACUAGCUUAUGAAGUAGCAAAAGGAAUUGAAGCUGGUACAAAGCCCUACCUGAAUUUCAAGGGAUAUUUGGUAGGAAAUGGCUGUGCAGAUGAUCAAUUUGAUGGCAAUGCUCUUGUUCCAUUUGCCCAUGGGAUGGGUCUUAUCUCAGAUGAAUUGUAUGAGGAGACAAGAUAUGUGUGCAAUGGUAAUUACUAUAAUCCAGUGAAUGACAUUUGUCAAAAAUUGAUAGACAAAGUUAAUGAGACGAUUGAUGGGAUAAACAUAUACAACACUCUAGAACCAUGCUAUCAUGGGCAAGAGACAGUAGAGGCUACAAUAUCCUCUAUUAGGCUGCCGACCAGCUUCAAGCAGUUAGGCGCGACCAAGAGACCUCUACCAGUGAGAAAAAGAAUGUUUGGUCGUUCUUGGCCCCUUAGAGCCCCUGUGAAAGAUGGAAUUGUACCCACUUGGCCGGAACUUAGCAGUAGCACCAGCAUUCCAUGCACUGAUGAUGAGGUUGCAACCACAUGGCUGAACAAUGCUACAGUUAGGAAAGCAAUUCAUACUGCAUCGGAAAGUGAUGUCAAAACUUGGACCAUAUGCACGGACAAUAUCGCACCUUACGUUCAUGAUGCUGGAAGCAUGCUCAAAUUCCACUGGCUUCUGACAUCCAAAGGAUAUCGAGCACUUAUAUACAGUGGGGAUCAUGAUAUGUGUGUUCCAUUCACUGGAACCCAAGCAUGGACUAGCUCAAUGGGAUACAGAGUUGUGGAUGAAUGGAGGCCAUGGAUAGUCAAUAAUCAAGUUGCUGGUUAUAUCCAAGGAUAUGAGAAAAAUCUCACUUUUAUGACCAUAAAGGGAGCUGGGCAUACAGUUCCAGAAUAUAAGCCACAAGAGUCACUAUAUUUCUAUAAGCGCUUUUUGGAUGGAUUGCCAAUAUGAAAGAAAGAUGAAGGCCGUGUUUGAAAACAUGUUUUUUUUUUUUUUUUUUGCAAUUUUCAAAAUAAAGCUACUCUUAUGUUGAUACCAAUGGAUCUCCAAACACAAUAAAAACAGACCUGCAUUUUCUGAAUAAUGUGUUCCAGGUGUUUGCAGAGUGGCUAUUAAUCUGUA